Rosa rugosa (rugosa rose) is the source of this 833-nucleotide messenger RNA. RefSeq names its product protein LPA2. The transcript has 2 exons. The record is from RefSeq and is a predicted model, not a curated record. Lineage: Eukaryota; Viridiplantae; Streptophyta; Magnoliopsida; Rosales; Rosaceae. Bases 37 to 549 code for a protein of 170 amino acids. Gene Ontology annotation, cellular component: chloroplast.
GAGCGAAAUUUCAGCAUUAACGAACUAAAACAGAAAAUGGCGCUAUCCUAUCAUCUUCUUCCUCGGCUCCAAUUCACCAAAACGGUGCGUUUCACUGCGAAGUCUCAGACCCCAACAGAGCCGUCGUCCGAGGGCAAAGAGGUCCCGCCGAAGAAACCCAGUUCCCAAGGGAUGGGAUUCGGGUCGUCGGCGACUUCUGCGAGCAAUUCCAGUGUGAGUUCGAAGCAAAAGAAGGGGAGGGCUUCGAUUAUACGGCGGUCGCCGGUGGAAAAGCCGGUGCUUUUUAGCGAAGAAGAUGAGGCUAAGGUGAAGGAGAUGGGGAGUAAUGAGGGUGCUUUUGUGGUAGCUUGGUUGGUGCUUGGAGGUGUGAUUCUAGUUGAAGGUCUUGCUCUUGCUACUUCGGGCUUCCUUCCAGAAAAGUGGGAUAAAUUAUUUGUGAAGUAUUUAUAUCCAUCUUUUACGCCAACAGUCCUCUUGUUCAUUGCUGGAACAACUGCAUUCGGAGUAAUAAAGUACCUGCAGAAUGAGGAACUCAAAGGUCAGAAAUGAUAUUUACCUAGUAUAGAGAGAAACUUUCAGGUACAUGAGGAGGCGCAAUUCAGUAGUUUUUAAGGUUGUAAUUGAUAGAAAGAUGAAUAUACUAAGAAAUUGCAGACCACCUACAGUGCUUCAUUUAAUCAGUUCUCUUAAUUGACCCUUGGUUUGUUGUAACACUCGUCAUGUGGGAUCACUCAAGUCCCAUGCCUAUGGAUUGAGGGAAACCUCAUGAUCUGAUUUCUUGCAUGGAAUUGGACCGUCCAGUUAGUUCGGAUAAGAAUCCAAACAUUUUCAUA